This is a messenger RNA of Saccostrea cuccullata (small rock oyster), 13076 nucleotides long. RefSeq names its product dynein axonemal heavy chain 7-like. Gene Ontology annotation, biological process: microtubule-based movement. Lineage: Eukaryota; Metazoa; Mollusca; Bivalvia; Ostreida; Ostreidae. Gene Ontology annotation, cellular component: dynein complex. The record is from RefSeq and is a predicted model, not a curated record. Gene Ontology annotation, molecular function: minus-end-directed microtubule motor activity; calcium ion binding; dynein intermediate chain binding.
UUUUCUUAUGCUCAGUGGAAGUUCCGAUGACCCAUCGAUACCAAACAAAUGAAGGACACAUGCGACUAAUUAAUUAAAUGUCAUUGGUUUAUGGUCACGGUAAUUGAAAUAUGGCAGACUUUGAUCUUACUCCACGUAGAGCAAAUGGAAGAAGUAAAGGGAAGGGUACUGAUGACCCCAUCAGAUUCCUCCCUGUUUUACCUUCAAAAAGAACUAAGCCAGCAUGGCAUCAAGUUCAGCCAAAUUUUGAACUAUCAGGAAAAAUUCUCGGAGAGGAUAAAAAUGGAAUAGAUCUUGUUGGAGAACUCACUGCAAGAGAACCAAAACGUAGAAAGCCCAAUCAGUUAAAACCAAUUGAGAAACAGAAUGGCACAGAUGCAGACAUUACCCAGUUUCAGCAACCAAAGAAAGACCGAGAAAAUUUUAGAAAGGCUUUGGUUGACAUCAUCAUGCAAGAGGAUGGGAUUCAGCCACACAGUGCACCAGGUUCCGUUAAUAAUGGAGAGUUACCUCCCUUGUCCAGAACAGGGUCACCCACAGCGGCUGAUAAAGAUAUUCUCAGAUACUACUACUACAUUCACAAUGGAAUUGACACAGAGCAUGUUGCUCCUAUGGAGGACUCUUGGCUUGAAAAUGUCCUCGGUCUUGUUUCAGAGGAUUUAAAGAGAGGGCACUCUGAUACCAUUGAAAACUUGUCAGACGAGAUGAGAGAGGACUACCUUUUAAGUGUAAAGAAAGCAAUUGUUGAUUUUGUCCUCAAGGAUCAGAGAGAAAAAGAAAAAGAUGUGGAGGAAAAACGCCCUCCCCACAGGGAAGAAAUGGAUGUGGUGCCCAAACCGUGGCACAAGGACUAUGUGGCUGGCCUGGAAGCCAUGUCCCAGAAACUUCACAUCACCACCCCAUGCAUGUUACAGGUGUUAGAUUUCUGGCAUACCAAGUUUGGGGGGUUGCGUUUUAUUGACAUCAAUGAAUUUCAUAACAGAGUAGAUUCCAUGGAAUUGGGAACCUUCCAAAAUCUCUGCAUGCGGCAUAUUGAGAAUGCCAAGGACCAAUUAAUGAAAAAAUGGUUCCCAGAAGUCCAGGUGAUGUUUUAUGAAGGAAACAAAAGAAAACAGGUGCCUAGUAAUCAGGAUCCAGAGAAACUAGAGUCCUUCUUUAACUGCGCGGCUACGCUGAUGACAGACAAUCUUCAGCAGCUAACCCUGAAUUCACUGGACGAUUACACAGAUCUCUUGUGCCAACCUCCUACAUCUACUCGUGCUUAUGAGCACCCAGGAUUUGUACUGCGUCUCAUUUUGGAUGGAACCUCCAUUAAAUUUGAGCCAACCUUCAAGGAGUUUGAGGUCAUCAUCUUGAAUGUGUAUGAUGUCAUGAUUAAAGCCUCCCAGCAAGUUCCCAGAGUGGAAACAAAACUGUAUCUGGACUGGAGUGGAAACAAAGCCAAGUCCAACUUGCAGCCAGUUGUGCUGAAAGAAAUUCUAGAGGCUCACAAACAGAAAGUGAAGGAACUGAUAAAGAAAGAAAGCGUUGGGCCAGUGGAGCACUGUAAAAUCUAUGAUAAAUACAACUUCCUCAUCUCAAAACAGGCCGAUGCUGAUGUUGACGUAUUCCUGGGAGAGACCCACUCUUUUGAUGAAUACGCAAAGGAGAUCACCAAGUACAAGAAACUGGUGGACGAAGUCACCUACAACUUAGACAAGCGAGGAACAUCGGUCAUGAGACUUGGGAUGUUUGAAGUCCACUGCGAUGAUCUUAUUCGAUCAUUAGCCAAACGGUCAGAGGCCCUCUGUCAAAAAUUACUGGGCAAAAUGUCCGAAGAUCACAAAGAGGCAAACAAAAAGUUGUGUGAUGAUUAUGAACAAAUAGCAGAAAAAGCCUUGACCACUCCUAGCAACACUGAACAUCUGAUGGAGCUGAAAGCAUACAUUGAAAAGGUGGAAUCAGACAUUAUUUUCACCAUGGAGAAAAGACUCAUGGAGUCAAAGGACAGGUUGACUUUCCUGUCCGAUUUUGCCCAGUUUUCUCCAGCAGAAAUGAGACUGAAUGCAAGUGUUUUCAAAUGGCACGGAAGAAUGCCCACAAUAUUCGAGGAACACAAAAUGAUUGUAGCGGACAGGAGGACACAAUAUGAAGAGGCUCUGAAGGUGAGGAGAGAGAGAUUCAUUGAAGAGUUGGAGAGCUACCAGAAACAAGUGGAUGAAUUCGCCACAUACGGUGAUAUGAAUGACAUCCAGAAAUAUCUCAAGAAAUCACAGAAUCUGGAAAACAAACUCAAUGCUGCCGCAGAGAAGAUUGAGGCCUUCAACAAUGAAGAGGAGGCCUUUGGCUGGCAGACGACAGCUUAUCCACAGAGACAGACCAUACAGAACACACUGAAACCAUACCUCAGUCUCUACGAACUCACUGUGGAAUUCAACAACAAAUACAAUGACUGGAUGCAUGGUCCCAUGGGAGGCGUCAAUCCAGACGAAGUAGAAAAUGAAGUUGGAAAUUUCUGGAGAAAUCUGUACAAGCUAGAAAAGCAGUUUGACUCGGUACCAGCUGCCAAGAAGAUUGCCUCCAAGGUUAAAGCAAAAGUGGAGGAGUUCAGAGAAUACAUGCCCCUGGUACAGACCUUGUUCAACCCCGGUCUCAGGGACCGCCAUUGGGAACAGAUCUCUGAGGUGGUCAAAUAUCCCCUCAAACCAGACGACACCUACACUCUGGACAAGAUGCUGGAGUUUGACCUCAUGAAGUACGUUCCUCAGUUUGAGAGCAUCAGUGAAGCCGCCAGCAAAGAGUACUCACUGGAGAAGGCCAUGGAAAAGAUGAAGACAGAAUGGGCUCCUAUUGAGUUUGUCAUGAUCCCGUACAGAGACACCGGCACCAGUAUCCUGUCUUCCGUGGAUGAUAUCCAGUUGCUUCUGGAUGAUCACAUCGUCAAGACUCAGACCAUGAGAGGAUCUCCAUUCAUCAAGCCAUUCGAGGAAGAAAUCAAAGAAUGGGAAUCCAAGCUAAUGCUUCUCCAGGACAUUCUGGAUGAAUGGUUGAAAGUCCAGGCCACCUGGCUAUACCUGGAGCCCAUCUUCAGCUCCCCCGACAUCAUGGCUCAGAUGCCAGAGGAGGGGCGCAGGUUCACCACAGUGGACAAAAACUGGAAGGAUAUCAUGAAGCAGGCUCUACAAGACAAGAAAGUCCUCAGUGUCAUCGCUAUUGAUAAGAUGCUGGAAAAACUCAAGAAAUCCAAUGAGCUUUUGGAGCUCAUCCAGAAGGGUUUAAAUGACUACUUGGAGAAGAAGAGAUUGUACUUCCCAAGGUUCUUCUUCUUGUCUAAUGAUGAAUUGUUGGAAAUCUUGUCUGAGACUAAAGACCCCAAGAGAGUACAGCCUCACUUGAAAAAAUGCUUUGAAGGCAUAGCCAAGCUGGAAUUCACAGACACACUUGACAUCACUCACAUGAAGAGCAGUGAAGGGGAGGUCGUAGAACUGAGAGAUGUCAUUUCUACCUCAAAAGCCAGAGGGCAGGUAGAAAAAUGGCUGCUGGAAUUGGAAAGCGACAUGCUUUCAUCCCUGUGCAAAGUCAUUGGAGAGUCCCUGGAAGCAUACAUGAAAGAGGAAAGAAGGGAAUGGGUCAAGAAAUGGCCAGGACAAGCCGUACUGUGUGUGACCGCCAAGUACUGGACUGAUUUUAUUGAGGAUGCUUUCAGGAAAGGAGGCACUGCCCUGAAAGAUUAUUUGGAUCUGAACAAUAAGCAGAUUGAUGAGAUUGUAGCUAUGGUCCGUGGAACACUGUCUAAACAGAACCGUGUGACCCUGCAGGCUCUGAUUGUGUUGGACGUCCAUGCCAGGGAUGUGUUGGCAAAACUGGUAGAAAAUGAAAUUCAGUCAGAUCUGGACUUCCAGUGGCUGAGUCAACUCCGAUACUACUGGGAGGAUUCCAAAAUGGUGACUCGUAUGAUCAACUCCAUGUUGAAAUAUGGAUAUGAAUACCUUGGAAACACAGGACGUCUUGUCAUUACUCCACUGACAGACAGAUGUUACAGAACUCUAUUUGGGGCUUUACAUUUACACUUGGGUGGUGCACCAGAGGGCCCUGCUGGUACAGGAAAAACAGAAACCACCAAGGAUCUGGCCAAAGCUGUGGCCAAACAGUGUGUGGUGUUCAACUGCUCCGAUGGUUUGGAUUACCUUGCUUUGGGAAAAUUCUUCAAGGGUUUGGCCUCCUGUGGAGCCUGGUCUUGUUUUGAUGAGUUUAACAGAAUUGAUCUGGAAGUGUUGUCUGUGGUAGCUCAGCAGAUUCUGACUAUUCAAAGAGGUAUUAACUCUGGUGCGGACACACUGCUGUUUGAAGGAACAGAAAUCAGACUGGACCCCACUUGCUCCGUGUUUAUCACAAUGAACCCAGGUUAUGCUGGGCGUUCAGAAUUGCCAGACAACCUCAAGGCCCUGUUCAGAACUGUGGCUAUGAUGGUACCGGAUUACGCCCUCAUUGCUGAGAUUUCCCUCUACUCCUGCGGUUUUGUACAAGCCCGUCCACUGUCCGUCAAGAUCGUGGCUGUCUACAGACUGUGUUCCGAGCAGCUGUCUUCUCAGCACCAUUACGAUUACGGAAUGAGAGCCGUCAAAUCUGUGCUGACUGCUGCAGGAAAUCUCAAGCUAAAAUACCCCGAAGAAGACGAGAACAUUCUGAUGUUGCGUUCCAUUAUUGACGUCAAUUUGCCCAAGUUCUUGAAUCAUGACUUACCGCUGUUCCACGGCAUCACAUCUGAUCUGUUCCCCGGAGUUAAGCUCCCUGAACCUGACUACAAGAUCCUGAAUGAAAAUGUCAUAGAGAACUGUAAGAAGAUGAACCUUCAAUGUACAAAUUUCUUCUUGGAGAAGAUUCAACAGAUCUAUGAAAUGAUGAUUGUGAGACACGGUUUUAUGAUAGUUGGAGAACCAUAUGGUGGUAAAACUAGCGCCUAUAAAGUUCUAGCAGCUGCUCUUGGAGAUAUACAUGAGAAGGGAUUAAUGGAAGAAAACAAAGUCCAGAUUACAGUCAUCAACCCCAAGGCCAUCACCAUGGGUCAGUUGUAUGGUCAGUUUGACCCAGUUUCCCAUGAGUGGUCAGAUGGUGUCCUCGCUGUCUCCUACAGAGCUUUUGCCACCUCAACUACUCCCGACAGGAAAUGGUUGAUUUUUGAUGGCCCUGUGGAUGCUAUCUGGAUUGAGAACAUGAACACUGUCCUGGAUGACAACAAGAAACUGUGCCUGAUGAGCGGUGAAAUCAUCCAGCUGGCCAACACAACCAAUCUCAUGUUUGAACCCAUGGAUCUGGAAGUUGCCUCCCCUGCCACAGUGAGUCUCAAGAUGUGGUAUGAUUUACAUGGAACCAUCCUCUUUGGGUUGGCGGCCUGUGGUCAAAUCCUGGCUGAAUGACAUGCCUGCUGCAGUCACAGAUGCACAGGUCAACCAUAUGACAUGUUUGAACGAUUCUGUGACCCCUGCAUUAGCCUCAUCAGAAAAGGCGGAGUCAAGGAAUUGUCUCCUACUUCUGACACAGCUCUUGUGAAGAGCUUGAUGAACCUUAUGGAUUCUCUCAUGGAUGAAUUCAAGGAUGAAGCCAAGAUUUCUCAGAUGGAAGAGAGAGAAAUUAUGUCAUGGCUAGAGUGCAUCUUCUUCUUUGCCUGUACCUGGUCCAUAGGAGCCUCCAUCAAUGAUGCGGGCAGAGUACACUUUGACAAGCUACUCAGGGAACUUAUCUCGGGUGGAAUGACGGAGGAGACGAGAAUCAAGCUGAGUUUGACAGAACUCGUGGAGCCCCCAGAGAAACCUUACCUGAACCCAUUCCCUCCCAAAGGUCGUUGCUAUGACUACAAAUUUGUGAAAGAGGGAGCUGGAAGAUGGGUGCAAUGGGCUGAAGAAAUCAAAGACUCCCCUCCCAUUCCUGCGGAGGCAGAAUUCAAUGAAAUCAUUGUACCCACAGUAGACACUGUGAGAUACACGGCUCUGAUGAACAUGCUGGUUCAGCACCAGAAACCAGUCUUGUUUGUGGGACCCACUGGUACCGGAAAGAGCGUCUACAUCUGCGAUUUCCUGUUGAACAAACUAGACAAAGAGGUAUUCAAACCCAACAUCAUCAACUUCUCGGCCCAGACCACUGCACAACAGACGCAGAACAUCAUCAUGUCUAAACUGGACAAGAGGAGGAAGGGAGUGUUCGGUCCACCCCUGGGCAAGAAAGCUAUUGUAUUUGUGGACGACUUGAACAUGCCCAUGUUGGAGCAGUUCGGAGCCCAGCCUCCCAUUGAGUUACUGAGGCAGUGGUUGGACCACUGGAACUGGUACGACCUGAAGGAGACCACGCCCAUGAAGUUGAUUGACAUCCAGGUCAUGGCAGCCAUGGGACCGCCCGGUGGUGGCAGAAACCCCGUCACCCCACGUUUCCUCAGACACUUCAACACCAUCACCAUUAAUGAGUUUGAUGAUGAUUCCAUGAUUACCAUCUUCAGAAAAAUCAUGGACUGGCAUAUCUCUUCAAGAGGGUUCAGUAACGAGUUCAAACCCUGUGUAGACCAGCUGGUCCAGGGCACCCUCACCACCUACAAAGAGGCCAUGAAGAAUCUCCUCCCCACCCCUGCCAAGUCUCACUACCUCUUCAACCUGAGAGACUUCAGCAGGGUCAUCAACGGCGUUCUACUGUCCACCCCUGAGACCAUGGAGGAGCCUGCGUCCAUGAAGAGGCUCUGGGUUCAUGAGGUUUUCCGUGUUUUCUAUGAUCGUUUGGUGGACGAUUCUGACAGGAACUGGCUGUUUAAUUACGUGCGUGAAGUCAGUAAGACAUGCCUGAGAGAGGACUUUGAUCAAUUAUUUAUUCACUUGGAUUUUGACAAUGACGGCAAGGUCACAGAGGAUGACCUGCGUAGUUUAGUGUAUUGUGACUUUGCUGAUCCUAAAUCGGAUGCUAAGCAUUAUGUGGAGGUCAGAGAUUUGGAACAACUGAGAGUCACCGUAGAGGGUUAUCUAGAGGAAUUCAAUAACAUGAGUAAAAAACCUAUGAACCUUGUACUUUUUAGAUUUGCCAUUGAGCAUGUUUCCAGAAUUGCUCGUGUAAUAAAACAGAAGAGAAGCCACGCCCUCCUGGUGGGAGUGGGCGGUUCUGGCCGUCAAUCACUCACACGAUUGGCAGCUCAUAUGGCUGACUAUGAUCUAUUCCAAGUUGAAAUCUCUAAAAGUUACACCUCUAAUGAAUGGAGGGAGGAUCUAAAGAGAAUUCUUAGGAAAUCCACUGAAACUGACAACCAUGGUGUCUUCUUAUUCUCUGAUACACAGAUAAAACAAGAAUCCUUCCUUGAAGAUAUUAACAAUUUGCUAAAUGCUGGUGAAGUGCCUAAUUUAUUCCCUCUUGAUGAGAAACAAGAAAUUUGUGAGAAAAUGAGACAACUGGACAGACAAAGAGAUAAAACUAAACAAACAGAUGGAACCCCUGUGGCCUUAUUUAACUUCUUUAUUCAGCGAGUCCGUGAUCAGCUACACAUUGUAUUGGCCAUGAGUCCUAUUGGAGAUGCCUUCCGUAACAGACUGCGUAAAUUUCCCUCACUCGUUAAUUGCUGUACUAUAGAUUGGUUCCAGUCUUGGCCAGAGGAUGCUUUGGAAGCUGUGGCCAACCGUUUCCUGGAGGACGUAGAGCUGGAUGAUGAUGAGAGACAGGGCUGUACAGAUAUCUGUAAGACCUUCCACACCACCACCAGGGAGCUGUCCCAGAGGUUCUUCCUGGAGUUGGAGCGCCACAACUAUGUCACCCCCACCUCCUACCUGGAGCUGAUCAGCACCUUCAAAACUCUCCUCAGCAAGAAAAGAGAUGAGGUGAUGAAGCAGAAGAAGAGGUAUGAGAAAGGUCUGGAGAAGCUGGACUCGGCCGCCUCCCAGGUGUCUGUCAUGCAGAAGGAGUUGACUGACCUACAGCCCCAGCUCAGAGAGGCCAGUAAGGAGGUCGACGAAAUAAUGGUGGUCAUCGAAAAGGACUCUGUAGAAGUAGCUAAAGUAGAAAAGGUUGUGAAAGCUGAUGAGGCAGUUGCCAAUGAAACAGCCAAGGCAGCUAAAGCCAUCAAAGAUGAAUGUGACUCUGAUUUGGCAGAAGCUAUUCCUGCCCUGAACUCGGCCUUGGCUGCCUUAGAUACCUUGACCCCACAGGAUAUCACCAUUGUCAAGACCAUGAAACAGCCCCCAUACAUGAUUAAAUUAGUGCUUGAGGCUGUGUGUGUCAUCAAGGGAAUCAAACCGGAACGUGUUCCGGAUCCAUCCGGAUCUGGGAAGAAGAUUGAGGACUACUGGGGCCCUGCCAAGAAAAUGUUGGGUGACAUGAAGUUUUUGGAAUCUUUGCAUAACUUUGACAAGGAUAACAUCCCACCAGCCAACAUGAAGCAAAUUCGAGCCAAGUACAUCACCAAUCCAGAUUUUGAACCAGAGAAAGUGAAAGUAGCCUCCACAGCUUGUGAAGGAUUGUGUAAAUGGAUUAAAGCUAUGGAUGUCUAUGACAGAGUGGCCAAGAUUGUGGCCCCAAAGAAAGAGCAACUGAAGAAAGCCGAGGCAGAACUGGCAGUAGCCAUGUCUCACUUGGAGAAGAAGCGAGCUUCCCUGCGUGAGGUUCAGGACAAACUGGCCAAGCUGCAGGAGACACUGGAGAACAACAAGAAGAAGAAGGCCGACCUGGAGACCCAGGUAGACCUGUGUACCAAGAAACUGGAGCGAGCCGAGCAGCUGAUCAGUGGACUGGGGGGUGAGAGGGACAGGUGGAGUCAGAACGCUAGGUCCCUGGGGAUCAAGUAUAAUAACUUGACCGGGGACAUCCUGAUCUCCUCGGGAACUGUGGCUUAUCUUGGUGCCUUCACCUCAGCCUUCAGACAGGAUCAAGUGGAAUCCUGGAUAAACAUGGUAAAAAAGCAAGGAAUCCUGUGUUCUGAUGACUUUUCCCUGAUCAAUACUCUGGGAGAACCUGUUAAAAUGCGGGCUUGGAAUAUCUCAGGUCUUCCAACAGACAGCUUCUCCCUGGAAAAUGGUAUCAUUUUGGCCAAUGCCAGGCGAUGGCCACUGAUGAUUGACCCCCAGGGUCAGGCCAACAAAUGGAUCAAGAACAUGGAGAAAGCCAACAACAUCCACGUCAUCAAACUCAGUGACUCAGAUUUUGUCAGAACACUGGAGAACUGCAUCCAGUUUGGAACUCCUGUUCUUCUUGAAAACAUUGGUGAGGAAAUGGACCCCCUGUUGGAACCUCUCCUCCUGAAACAGAUCUUCAAACAAGCAGGUGCCAUGUGCAUCCGACUUGGUGACAGUACCAUUGAGUACUCCCAGGACUUCAAAUUCUACAUCACCACGAAACUGAGGAACCCCCACUAUCUACCAGAAACCGCCGUAAAGGUGACCCUCCUAAACUUCAUGAUCACCCCCGAGGGUCUCCAGGAUCAGUUACUGGGUAUUGUGGUCGCCAGGGAGAGGCCAGAGCUGGAGGAAGAGAAGAAUGCCCUCAUUAUACAGAGUGCUGACAACAAGAGGCAGCUCAAGGAAAUUGAGGACAAGAUCCUUGAAGUAUUGUCCUCCUCUGAGGGGAAUAUCCUUGAGGAUGAGACGGCUAUCAAAGUUCUGUCCUCCUCCAAAGUCCUGGCUAAUGAGAUCUCUGAGAAACAAGCCAUUGCUGAAGAAACCGAGAAGAAGAUUGACACAGCUAGAAUGGGCUAUACCCCAAUCGCUAUACAUUCCACCAUUCUCUUCUUCUCUAUUGCUGAUCUGGCUAAUAUUGAGCCUAUGUACCAGUACUCACUGGCUUGGUUCAUCAACCUAUUUAUAAUGUCCAUUGACAAUGCUGAAAAGUCUGACGAUCUGGACACGCGUCUGAAAAAUCUCCACAACCACUUCACCUAUUCCCUGUACUGCAACAUCUGCAGGUCACUGUUUGAGAAAGAUAAGCUGUUAUUCUCCUUCCUGCUGUGCGUCAACAUCCUGAAACAUGACAAACUGAUUAAUGAGGAGGAAUGGAGAUUCCUGCUGACCGGAGGAAUCGGAUUGGAUAACCCACACGCCAAUCCAACAGACUGGCUGCCUUCCAAGUCCUGGGAUGAAAUCUGUAGGUUGGAGGAUCUGAGCCACUUCAAAGGAAUGAGAACUAAAUUCAUCUCGCAGAAAGAUGGCUGGAGAGAGGUGUACGAUUCAUUGGACCCGUUCCAUCAGACAAUGCCUGGAGACUGGAGUGACAAGUUACAAACUUUCCAGAAGUUGCUGGUUCUAAGGUGUCUGAGACCUGACAAGAUAACACCAGCAGUACAAGAGUUUGUCACAGAAAAACUGGGCAAGAAAUUCAUUGAGCCCCCACCCUUUGAUUUGCCCAACUCCUUCAACGACAGUAAUCCCACCUCCCCUCUGCUGUUUGUGCUGUCCCCGGGAGCUGAUCCCAUGUCAGCCCUGCUCAAGUUUGCUGAUGAUCAGGGAUUUGGGGGAGCCAAGUUUGACUCUCUGUCUCUGGGUCAAGGUCAGGGUCCUAUCGCCUUGGCAAUGAUUGAAAAGGGUAUCAAAGAGGGCACCUGGGUCAUGUUGCAGAAUUGCCACUUGGCUCCCUCUUGGAUGCCUACCCUGGAAAAGAUUUGUGAGGAGUUCAACCCUGAGCAAAUCCAUCCCGACUUCAGAUUAUGGUUGACCAGCUACCCCUCCAACCAGUUCCCUGUGUCCAUUCUGCAGAAUGGUGUCAAGAUGACCAACGAACCACCAAAGGGUCUCCGAUUUAACAUCCUAAGGUCAUACCUUUCCGAUCCCGUUUCUGACAUGGAUUUCUUUAAUGGAGUCAAACCUCAGAAUGCAAAAGCCUUCAAGAAGCUGCUGUUUGGCUUGUGUUUCUUCCACGGAAUCGUCCAGGAGAGAAGAAAGUUUGGUCCGCUGGGAUGGAACAUUCCGUACGAAUUCAACGAGACGGACUUAAGGAUCAGUGUCAGGCAACUCCAUAUGUUCCUCAACCAGUAUGAUGAAGUUCAGUACGAUGCCCUGCGUUACCUGACGGGCGAGUGUAACUACGGAGGUCGUGUGACGGACGACUGGGACAGGAGGAUGUUACAUAGUACCCUGGACAGGUUCUACUGUAAGGACAUCAUCCAGAAGGAGGACUACUUCUUUGAUGAAUCCAAAGUCUACUUUGCCCCACCAGAUGGCGAGUAUGAGAGCUAUCUUGAGUACAUCAAGAGUCUGCCCCACAACCCCAAGCCUGGAAUCUUUGGUAUGCAUGACAACGCUGACAUUACUAAGGAUCAGGGCGAAACUAAACAGUUAUUUGACAACAUUCUUUUGACUCAGCAAGGCGCGGCGAAAGCUUCAUCAGGAGGUGGAAAAUCCACAGACGAAAUUGUGGAUGAAGUGGCACAGGAUAUCUUGUCCAAGAUUCCAGGAAACUUUGACACGGAUGCUGCUCUACGUAAAUACCCGACGUCUUACAAACAGAGCAUGAACACUGUCUUGGUACAGGAAAUGGUGCGCUUCAACAGACUGCUCAGUAUCGUACGCUCCAGCUUACAGAACAUCAGGAAAGCCAUCAAGGGAUUGGUGGUCAUGUCGGCAGAUCUGGAGGAGGUGGUCCUCAGCAUCUUGAAGGGUAAGAUCCCCGGCAUGUGGAUGAAGCGUUCCUACCCCUCCCUGAAACCACUGGGAAGCUACGUCAACGACUUCAUCGCCCGUCUGAAGUUCCUCCAGGAUUGGUACGAUGAUGGAGCACCCCCACAGUUCUGGAUCUCCGGCUUCUACUUCACACAGGCCUUCUUGACCGGGGCACAGCAGAACUUUGCCAGAAAGUACACCAUUCCUAUUGAUUUGCUGGGCUUUGAUUACGAGAUUCUGGAUGAUGCUGACAAAGACACACCACCUGAAGAUGGAGUGUAUGUAUAUGGAUUGUUUGUGGAUGGAGCCAGAUGGGACAGAGAUGAUAAGAGAUUGGCAGAAUCCAAACCCAAAGUGUUGUUUGAUGCCAUGCCUAAGGUCUGGGUGAAACCUUGUAAGAGGUCAGAUAUUCCAGCCAAGAAAAUCUACGUGUCUCCCGUGUACAAGACGUCCGAGCGUCGUGGUGUGCUGUCCACCACUGGUCACUCCACAAACUUUGUCAUUGCCAUGUCCCUACCCUCCGACAAAUCCCAGGACCACUGGAUCAGGAGGGGCGUGGCUCUACUCUGUCAGCUCGAUGACUAAGUCAUCCCCCCUUAAAAAAUACUUUAAUUGUGCUCUAUGGAUUUUCACCAAACAAAUUUUAUACUAUUUUGGUUUAUUCAACAGUCCUGGAGACUUUCUAGAAGUUAAUUUUUAUAAAGCAUUUGAGAAGAGGUCAUCUAUGUUUUUAAACUGGUUGAAUUUAUUGUGACCAAUAUCAGCUGAAUCAUCUUGGAGUUUGUGUGCUAUCGUUAAUUCACCUGAUCUAUUCUCAUUGGUGUGUAGAACUAAACACUAUAUAUUGUUUUUAUAUCAUUGAAGAAGGUGAAUGAUUUAAGAGGCAUUAUCUAUUGAUAAUUGAUAGAUUGGUGCAUUAUCAAUCUAAGAAGAAAAUUGGGUCAAUGAAAGUGAAAACGAGACUUCCUCCUUAACAAGACUGUGAUAAAAUAUUGAUUGCAUUUUAUUUUUGAUUAUUUAUAUUCAGUUUUUGUUGUUGUUUUUUUUUGUUGAUAUAUAACUGAAAUGUAAUUGUCUUAUUUACAUCUUCACAAAAUCAUGGUGUGAUAUAUUUUGACCUGCUAAUUGGUUUAAUUAAAUGCAUUCACUACAGUGUGUGCAGUCUUUCCACAAUGGAAAAUAAAUCCGUCCAUUUUAUUAUUUUUUUUUUCAGAGAUAUUUAUUUUUCAGAGUAAAAAAAUCAGUAUUUUUGACUUCAUUUAUUCUCACCAGCUAAAUAUUGUUAAAGUUUCUCUCUGUCUCUUCCUUUUUCACCUCCUUCGUGCUAUCGAUUUCUUAAACUUUGUUUAGAUAGAGGAUUUACAAAUCAUCUGUGAUAAAAUUGACAUCUGCUGAUGUGCCUAAUAAACAAGAAAGUAUCUUUUUGUGGCAGUUGAAAAUAAAUACUUGUACAUGUAUAUGUUUACACAAUAAAGAUAUUCUCUGCAA